CAAGCAUUCAAACCCCACCCCCUUGGUGGUCUAGUUGGUUAUGGCGUUCGGCUGUAAUUGUAUAAAUUGUUACCGAAAUGUCGCUGGUUCGAUUCCGGCCCGAGGGAUCCUUUCUUUUUUUCUUUUUUUUUCCUCAAUUGUUUUUUAAACUUUUUACUUGCAUUGCAUUACCUAACGUCAGGUAUCUUGUAAGGUGCUUGUUGCGUCAUAAAGAUUAACUUAUUACUUGACGUUAGUUCUUGCCUUUUUCUUUUUCUUUUUCCCUUUGCACUUUUUGUGUGAGUAGUACUUAUACUUAACCCAUACCUCAUCAGUAGAUCAUCAACAACUAUUACAGUGAUUCUUAUAUGAAAACAUGCAUAUAGUUACAAGGUACCUAAUCUCCAGUGACCUUAAACCCGAUUUUACAGAGAAGUAGUAUUAUUAAUCCACGCUCGCGUGAGCGGCAUCUCAAGUACUCUAGGCAACGACGGUGCGGAAAAGCUACCGAGUACGUUUGGAGACGAAAGUUCGCUGUAACCUUGUCAUCAUAUCCGUAGUGAAGAGCAGCUACCAUGCAUACGCAUGCAAGAUCAGCCUAUGUGCCCCGUUCUCCUGGAGAUAAACGGGCUUAAAUGUCAUAUAUAAAAUAAUGUGGCAGCUGGGUCAAAGACAACUCGAUUUUUCUAUUCGCGUAGUCCUUUCAGGUUUCUAUUUCUCUAGCAGUUGUGUUGACUACCAUACUUAGACCAAGCGAUGGCCAAAGGCACGAUUCUAGUUACCGGUACCAAUGGCGGCUUGGGCUCUGCUAUUGUUGACCAGAUCUUACAUCGGCCGUCACUUGCUCAGGAAUACCACGGAUUAUACACGGUACGUAAAGUUGAGAGCGCUGAUGCUGUGAAGAGCGUUCUGAAGAACGCCAGCAAGGCGGAUCACAAAUACGACCUUGUUCCUCUUGACCUGGCAAGCCUCGCCAGCGUACGCCAGGUCGCCGCAGACAUCAACUCGCGAGUCUCAAAGGGCGAGAUACCUCCUAUCCGUGCCCUAGUGCUAUCUGCGGCAUAUCAGGAGCAUGGCCAUCACGACUUCAGCAAGGAUGGCUUCGAUAUGUCCUUCCAAGCCAGUUACCUCUCACAUUUCCUCUUGACGCUCUUAUUACUACAGAGCAUGGACAAGGAGAAAGGACGCAUACUUGUCCUAGGUAGCUGGUCACAUGACACCACCGAUCCAAGGAAUAACGUAGGGCCAUUUGCGAAUAGUUAUGUUCCCGAAGAGUUUCAUUGGAUAUUCAACAGCCCCGAUGGUAGUACCGAAGCUAUUGCUAAGGGCAAGUGGGGAGUUGAGUCUGGGAGCACAGAGGAGCAAGAUGUUUGUGUCGGUAUGAGGCGGUACGGAGCCUCGAAACUGUGCGAGGUCAUGAUGAUGCGUGAGCUAGCGCGACGCAUAUCGCAAGACCCAGCUCUCUCCAAAGUCGCGGUGCUCGGCCUGGACCCGGCGGCGAUGACAAGCGGUAUAUCGCGACGCAGCGGCUGGUUCGUGCGAAUUUUUCUUAUGAACUUCUUAUUUCCGCUGCUGGCGCCGAUCACGACGUGGCUGAACCCCAACGGCGACCUGCGGACGACGUGGAAGUCGGCCGGGGACGUGAUACACGCCUGCUUCGAUACGGACGGCGGGCUUGGCGAGUACCCGAACGGGCUCUACCUCAACGGCUCGGCCGUCGCGGACGUCGGACCGGAAGCCAAAGACGAGGCCAAAUGCCGUCGGCUAUGGGCCGAUAGUCUGGGUUACGCUAAUGUGAAAGAGGGAGAUACCGUGUUGGCGGAUUGGCGAUGAGACAGGCGUGAUUUAAUUUACGCGGAUUAACUACGACGUUUAUCGUUCUACAAUAUGUAUUUUUUUAUAUCGGAAACCCAGAUUGAAGAGACUUAAAGACCGGGCCAUAUGCCAUAUUCGCUUAUGUUUCAAUGUAUGCAACAGUUUAAUUGCGGAAUAUCCGAAGUCGGCAUCCGUGCCUAGGGAUUAGACGAGAUCUGCCGAACGAAAGGUGUGUGCCGCCAGGUCGGUAUCAAGUUGCGUUUCCCGCGGCCGAAGACGGGGGGUGGGGGAGAUCGCCUAUCUCAGCAUGCGACAUGCCAACGUAGCUCCUAUAGAUAUAUAUCUUUUCUGUAAGUAGGGACUGUGGUAGCCCGGACGCAUGAUGUGCAUUCCUAUGUCUCUACGGUGGGUAGAGAAUGGUAUCCAAGAGGUUGCUAUAGACGCAAAGCCCUCAGAGAAGGGAGCACAAUAAUGCGGUCAUAUGCAGCCUUGUUGUAGCACAACGAGAACGUUACAUGUGUGGGGUUAUAUAUUUGCGGUUAUAUUGAGAGCUUGCAUGAGCUGACUGCUUCUUCUGCAUCCGUAUGAUGCUCCAAAGGUGGGCUACGUUCAAUAAACGUCUUUAUCAUUUU
Messenger RNA from Daldinia caldariorum, 2426 nucleotides. RefSeq names its product NAD(P)-binding protein. The transcript has 3 exons. Lineage: Eukaryota; Fungi; Ascomycota; Sordariomycetes; Xylariales; Hypoxylaceae. The record is from RefSeq and is a predicted model, not a curated record. Bases 736 to 1812 code for a protein of 358 amino acids.